AGAAUAGCAAACACCUAAAAGUGAGACAAAUUUGGUUUCACAUUUCGACUUCAUUUUGUUAGUUUAUUUGAAAAGUAAGAUUCAUAAAAUAGUGCAAACGUAAAAUUAACAAUUGCUUCACAUCAUAGAUAUGAAUGCAAGCUAAUAAACUAAAUAAUAUUGAAAUUGUAAGUGAAAUUAAUAUUUGGGCGUUUAAAUUGUUAUUGGGCAUUUUACAGAAAACAAUCCCAACAAAAAUCAGUCGUGAAGUGAAUACGGGAGAAACAACAAGUUAGGAUGUUUGAACGAGGCAAUCGUUCAUUUUUUUUGUGUUUUCUUCUUUUUACAAAUGUCUCAGUUUGAUAGUUAAAUACAGCGAAGAGAGUUGAAAAGGGUGUUGCCCGUAUAUUAUUUAAAAUCACACCUUAUCAUUGUGAAUCAAAAGAGUAAAUAAAUGAAAAAAAAUGUGUGAAAAGAUGUAAAUUGUAAAAUAUUUGAAGAGUGCCAAAAAGAGUAAUUAAAAGUAUAUUUUGGGAGAUAUAAAUAUACAUUCGAAGUGAGAAUUAAAGCGAUUUCAAAAUUGCGUGAAGAAAGGAUAAGAGCUUUUAGUGUAGAUAAUUGAGUAAAAUAUUGAACAAUGUUUAAGUGCAUGCCAAUCUUCAAAGGAUGCAAUCGUCAAGUGGAAUUUGUGGAUAAGCGACAUUGCUCGCUUCCAAAUGUACCCGAGGAUAUCUUACGCUACUCGAGAAGUCUCGAAGAGCUACUAUUGGAUGCAAAUCACAUAAGAGAUUUGCCAAAGAGUUUUUUUCGACUUCAUCGACUUCGAAAGCUCGGCCUGAGCGACAACGAGAUUCACAAGCUUCCGUCCGACAUUCAGAACUUUGAGAAUCUUGUAGAGUUAGAUGUGUCACGAAAUGAUAUUCCCGACAUUCCAGAUGAUAUUCGUCACUUACAUUUGCUACAAAUCGCUGAUUUCAGCAGCAAUCCGAUUCCAAAACUACCGGCUGGGUUUUCACAAUUGAGAAGUUUGACAAUACUUGGCCUAACGUCAUUGGAAUCACUAGAGUUGCGAGAAAAUUUACUAAAGAACUUACCGGAAUCAAUCAGUAAAUUAUCAAAGCUUGAACGAUUGGAUUUAGGUGACAAUGAAAUUGAAGAGCUACCACCACAUCUAGGUAACUUACCAUCACUUCAAGAGCUUUGGUUAGAUCACAACCAACUGCAACGCUUACCACCAGAGAUCGGAAAUCUUCGAAGUCUUGUGUGUCUUGAUGUAUCUGAGAAUCGUCUUGAGGAAAUUCCGGAAGAAAUUAGUGGACUCGAUAACCUUACAGAUUUACAUUUGUCGCAAAACCUUUUGGAAUAUCUUCCUAACGGAAUACAAAAAUUAAUAAAGCUAACAAUAUUAAAGUUGGAUCAAAAUCGAUUACAAGCACUUAAUCAUAGCAUUGGAAUGUGUGAGAACAUGCAAGAGCUUAUCCUUACCGAAAAUUUUCUAAGCGAAUUGCCAAACACCAUUGGUAAUAUGAGAAGGCUAAACAACUUAAAUGUUGAUCGAAAUGCACUUGUCGCUUUACCAUCUGACAUUGGAAGUUUAACUAACUUAGGUGUGUUAAGUUUGCGCGAUAACAAACUUUUAAAGCUGCCAUCAGAACUCGGCAGUUGCGUUUCGCUUCAUGUGUUGGAUGUGUCUGGAAAUCGGCUUCAGAAUUUACCAUAUUCAUUAGUGAACUUACAGUUAAAAGCUGUUUGGUUAUCAGAAAAUCAAGCUCAACCCCUUUUAACAUUUCAACCCGACACCGACGAAGUAACGGGCGAACAAGUUCUCACUUGUUUUUUGUUACCCCAACAAGAAAUGCAGCCCGUCAGUUCUGACAAUCGUGAAGAUUCUGAAAAUGAAGACUGGGAAGUACGUGAAAAUUCAAGAACAAGUACAGUUAAGUUCAGCGAAGAUUCCAAUGCAGAUAAAGAGACGCCAUUUGUAAGGCAAAACACUCCACAUCCAAAAGAAUUGAAAGCAAAAGCACAUAAGCUUUUCUCAAAAGACAAGAAAGAAGAUGAGAAUAAUCUGAAUCCGCUGUCAGAAGAGUCACAACGCACAGAAAUUUCAAUUGAACAGCAACCAAAUCACAUGCCACAUUCCCAUGACAAUGCAACUGUUGUCUUAUCUGAACAUCAACAACCACCACAUGUCACAUCGCCAAGCGAAGGAAAUGAUGGAAAUGAGAAACGUGUUGGAUUUUAUGAACAUGAACAAUUCCAACAGCAGCAGCAACAGGAUUACUCCGAUGGUGACGCUGAAAAUGAUAAACGUCCAGUUUCAAAACUUCAUCGACGUGAUACACCUCAUCAUCUUAAGAACAAACGCGUGCAGCAACAUCUAAAUGAUAAAACUGCUAAUGUCAUUCUUAAUAAGCUGAAAGAAAUUCCACCUCAACCUGUUAUUAACGAAGUAUCCCCGCAUAUUGAAAUUAAUCCAAUGCCUCUCAUUCAAGAUGUUGGUUUGCCAAUUGUUGAUCACUAUCCUCAAAAUGGAAUCGACUUGUCAGCUCAUUGUUUCGAUUCAACUGAUGCUCUUACGGCUUUGAAAGAAGAACGGUUAGAAAUUCAUAUCGAGAGGACAUCGGCUGGUCUUGGAUUGAGUAUAGCAGGAGGUCGAGGAUCAACACCAUUUAAAGGCGAUGAUGAGGGAAUUUUUAUUUCUCGUGUCACUGAGGGUGGUCCGGCAGAUUUAGCCGGCUUGCGUAUUGGUGAUAAAGUUUUAAGAGUGAACGGAGUCUCGGUGGAAGAUGCUGACCAUUACGAUGCUGUUGAAGUAUUAAAAGCAUGCGGAGCCGUCCUUGUUUUGCUUGUAUCGAGGGAAGUUACUCGUCUUGUUGGUCAUCCAGUAUUCCUUGAGAAUGGUGAACUUGCAAAAAUUGCCAUCGACGAGCAAUAUCACGAGAAAGAAAAUGAUCGAGAAAAUUUAAAAAUGAUUCCAGCACCAAUUCAAAUUCCGCCACCACAAACAUCCCUACAUUCCGAGCCAUUAGUUCAUCAACACGUGUCAACACAUUUUCUUCAAGGCGGUCAAGAUGUUGCACAUAAAGUUACUUUGCAUACGACACUGAUUCGCGAUCAGAUUGGACAAGGUUUAGGUUUCAGUAUUGCUGGUGGUAAAGGUCAUACACCAUUUGUUGAUGGAUCCGAUGGCAUUUUUAUCUCACGUCUUACCGAAGGUGGCAUUGCGCAGCGAGAUGGAAAAAUUCAGAUUGGUGAUAAAAUUGUUGCGAUUAAUGGUGCUGACAUGCGCGCUGCAAAUCAUGAUCAUGCUGUUCAAUUAUUAACUGACAGUCAACGUUUUGUACGACUCGUCGUUGAGCGUGAAGUCAAAGGACCAUUAGAACCGCCACAAAGUCCACGAAGUCCAUUACUUAAAAGUCUUAGUCCAACUGGCUACAUGGCUAAUCGACCUGCUUACAUGGGUUACCGGAGAUCAAUUGAUGGUCAUAUUGAAAGUGUCAGUGGAAUGAAUAGAAGUCAGUCAAAUGAGGCACAAAGUAGCGAUAUAGGCGUAAAUAAUCAUACAUUGACGUCAUCGGCAAAUAUAAGUACAAAAAACACUUUAACAUCACAAGAAAAUAAAACACCAUCGAAGCCCACGCCAUCGCUUCUGACAAAGAUGAACGAGAAUUUCAUCCGUAAUGAACAACAACAGCAGCAGCAGCAUCAACAACAACAACACCAAGCGCAAGUUCAACCACCACAACCAGCACCAAGAACACGAUUGUCAUCUCAGAAUUCUGUUCCAAUGACAAAUGGCGAUAGUAGUGGAACGAAAGCAGAUGACACAGCACAGACUCUGCGUCCAAUGACGAGUGAAGACUUCCAAGCGAUGAUACCUUCACAUUUCCUGAGUGGAGGCAAAAAUUACGAAGUAGAAAAAAUAUCACCCGUUAUCGACCAUGGAACGUCAGCUGUGACGGUGACUGUGAAAAAAGGAGAGCCAGACAUGCCCAUGCUACCGCCAGCUCCCACGGAGUUGGGAUUGGUCACCGAAACAAUAACAAAAUCAACAUUUACGGAAACUGUCAUGACACGAGUCACCGACAAUCGAUUAGGGGAACCAUUAAUUAGUGAGGAAGUUAUUCUGCCGAAAAACCAGGGACCAUUAGGAUUUAGUAUAAUUGGUGGAACUGAUCAUUCAUGUACACCGUUUGGCGCUCAUGAGCCUGGCAUUUUUAUUUCACAUAUUGUACCGGAAGGAAUCGCUGCAAAAUGUGGCAAGCUGCGAAUGGGUGAUCGAAUUCUGAAAGUUAAUGGAUCUAACGUCACUUCAGCGACACAUCAAGAAGCUGUUAUGGAAUUAUUGCGGCCAUGUGAUGAUAUUGUGUUGACAAUUCAACAUGAUCCAUUACCAGUGGGAUUCCAGGAAGUGACGAUUGUUAAAACCGAAGGCGAACGUCUCGGUAUGCAUAUCAAAGGGGGACUAAAAGGACAACGUGGUAAUCCAUUGGACCCUAAUGAUGAAGGAGUUUUCAUAUCAAAAAUAAACAGUAGCGGAGCAGUUCGACGUGAUGGUCGUUUGCGUGUCGGAAUGAGAAUUUUAGAAGUCAAUGGACAAUCCUUGCUGGGUGCGACACACCAAGAAGCUGUUGAAAGUUUACGAUUAAGUGCCAACCGACUAAACAUGGUUGUGUGUAAAGGCUACGAAAAAUCAGAUUUGAUUCAUGGAAUGAUUUCAAGUGGAAGCCGUUUAGGUUCGCGUGCAUCUGAGACCGGAUCAGAGUUGAGUCAAAGUGUUUCCAGUUUGGAUCGUGAUGAUUUUGAAAACUCGACCGUCAUUCAAAAUGCUCAUGCUGAAGCCAUGCUUAACAAAUCUGAUAUAGAAGUGUUCGAGGAGAAAGAACCCGUUGCUGAUAAUAAUACUUCAGAAGAAAUAACUCGAUUGGCAAAUGAAGUAGCGCUUUUUAGUCAAACAGAAAAUGCAUUGGUGACUGCUAAGGAGAAAAGCACACCAGAGAAGGUUCUUGACAUUGUCAGAGCAGCAGAGUCGUUGGCAUUGGGUGAGGUCGCUCCUCCAAAGUCACCUGUGGAACAUCAUGAGACACUUCAAAAGACUACAACCAUUGUAAUGUCAAAGCACACAUUGGAUCAACAACCCCAACAGUCAGUACGCAUGACCCCAUCGCCUCCAUCCCAGUCGCCAACACCGCCAGUAUCGGCUUGCACACCUAAAACAGUCUCCGAUAAAAAACGAUUCUUCGAACACGUCAUGGAAGAUCAACAAAAGCCUACACCCAAAUCAGAGAAAUCAUUUUCGUUUCUUUCUGCCGAUGAGAUUGAAAAAUUAAAACAGGAAAAUGAGAAGAAAAUUGGAACAAUUACACGAGAAAAUAAAAAAAAAUUGUCAGCAAUGAUGAAAACAACUACAAGCGACAAUAUAAAUAAUAACGAUCAAUUCGAUAGUGAUGAGUUUUAUCACAAUGAGAAUUAUAUUAUGAGUCAUCAAGCUGACGAAGAAGAAGAUGAAACUAACGGAAGGUCGACUUCACCAUCAAAACCUCAAAUUCCCAUAAGCCGAAUUCCAGUAAGGACAGCAAAUGCUGAGAAGCGUGCUCGUGAAUUGGGACUGAUUCAAGAUGUAGAUGAAUCAAAAUUAAGCUCAUCGGAAUUGAGAGCCUUGAGGGCGGAAAAGCGAGCUGCCUGGCGUCAAGCUCGUCUGAAAUCGCUUGAACAAGACGCAUUGCAAGCUCAGAUUAUGAUACAGAGUCUAAACACUGACAGUGAUGAUGUAUUGGAUCCAAAGCAAAGAAGAAUUAAAGACACUUUAGAUGGCGUUAAAGAAGAAGAGGUUGAAACGUGCCAGGAAAAGAUAAUUUCCUUGGAGUUGGAAGAUCCGAAAUCACUUGAAUCACCUACAACACCAACAACGGAAGAAUUAAUUCAAGCUCAAGUUCAACAGCGUUUUCAAAGAUCACCAGAAGAUAGCGAUGAUAAUCAAUCGUCAUUGAUUACUGUUCGUGCUAACGACACAGAAAACAUAGUCAUGUUAAGUCCAACAGAUCCGAAUGACUACAUUGAUGCUAAUGCUUUCGAAAAAAGAUCACAAUGUCGUCCUUUGUUAAACCUUCAAACAAUUGUGGAAGUCGUUAAUCCAAUGCUUGCUGGUGAUGGAACAGCAACUGAAAUUGCUAUUGGAAGAAAAAUUGAUGAUGCAAGUCUACCAUCGUUUGAGGUUGAGGUGGAUGUUGAUGGUGUCGUCUAUAGAAAAAAUGAGCUAUCGCUCAAUGACAAAAUGAAAAAUGUUCUCAAAGAACUGAAAGAAAACGAAAAAGUUCGACUAAGUCUUUCGCGCAGCAUGGAUGAAGAUGAAAACAAUGGCGACGUUGUGGAGUCUGAACAAGAUACAAACGUUUCUUACGAAGAGAAAACUGGAUCAAUUGGAACUGUUUUUAUGGUACGAGAACGUUUGAUAAAUGAUUUUUAUGACCAUCAAGAGGCUGCUGCACCAGAGAACUAUGAAAAAGUUCAUCAUAGUUCACAGGCCACUGUCUACGCUAACCCAAGUGUCGUUGAUGAAUUUCUAGCGAAUGAAAUUCACCACACACAAGAAACAUCUGAAAAUGAUUCAAUAACAUCACAUAAAGAAACAAUGGCGCUUCACCCUAAUCAAACAGGAUUUGUUGAUGAACAGGAAAACGAUGAUGGUGAUGAUGAUGAGGAAUCCAUUUCAACACCAACAACACCCACGAACUCAUCAAGUACUUGUAUUAACGGCAAGAAAAAACGGAAGCGAAAUAGAAAUAAAAAAAAAUAAAAAGCGAGCAUUGAAGAUCAUUAAUUAAAGUCACAUAUUGAAAGAACAUUAACAUACAUAAGCAUAAUGGAUAUUUUUCUUUUGUAUACCAACAAAAUACAAAAAUACUGUAUGACUUACUCACCUCACGUAACUCAUUUCGUUACGUGCAUCGCCUUAACAGGAAAAAUCCAAUUUUAGUUCACAUCGUAUUUUCCCAUUAAAAUUAAUUAAAAUAUUACAAUUUAAUACCAUGGUUGGUAAUAAAAAUUUGUUGAAUGGAUCGCAUUCUUGUUGCUUUCUUCUUCGUUUCUAUCCUUUUUAAAUAGUUCUUGUUGGUUUUUUUUUAUUUGCAACAUUGAAAAUAAUUUGACAUUUGAAAUUUUAAGAUUCUUAUAUAUCAAUUACUACCAAUGAAUUGUCCUCUAAAGUGUUACAAAUGGAAAUUAAAUUAAAUUCAUUAUUGAAAUUUUAUAUUAAUGGGCGCGCUUUGGAAUUGAGCAAAUCAAAAGUCAAGCAUAUCUGUCGAAGAAUUCAUGAUUUUAGUAGUAAAGGAAGCUAAUAAUUAAGGAAGUUUAAAUUUUUUAUUCAUAAUUCAUCGUGAAGGUCAUUGUAAUAAGAAUGACUCUUGACCUUUAUAUGCCAAUCUCAUUUACUUUCAUUCAUAAAUAUGAA
This is a messenger RNA of Clunio marinus, 7432 nucleotides long. Lineage: Eukaryota; Metazoa; Arthropoda; Insecta; Diptera; Chironomidae. The record is from the annotation of a GenBank genome assembly.